This is a messenger RNA of Nematocida minor, 633 nucleotides long. Its product is annotated as transcription initiation factor TFIIH subunit 3. Bases 1 to 633 code for a protein of 210 amino acids. NCBI's taxonomy places the organism in Eukaryota, Fungi, Microsporidia. The transcript has a single exon. Gene Ontology annotation, cellular component: transcription factor TFIIH core complex. The record is from RefSeq and is a predicted model, not a curated record. Gene Ontology annotation, biological process: nucleotide-excision repair; regulation of DNA-templated transcription.
AUGCUCUUGGUUCUUGUUGCUUCUGGUGGGUUUCCCAUGGGCUCUGAGUCUUUGAACGACCUGAUUGUUUUUCUUACAAUGUACCUGCGCACUGGCCACGAUAACAGACUGAAAAUUGUGCAGGGCCUCUCCAUUUUGUUCGACUCUGAGCGGCAUUUGGAGGAAGAGCUAACGGACAGAAUGCUGCUGGGGUUUAACUCAGAGCUACUGAACAGCUCGUGCAGCGACUUUGGCUACGCUUUACUGCUUGUGCAAAAAGAGAAAAAAGAUCUGAGCAAAAUACUCUUUUUCUCCACCGAGAAAGUUUCACUGAACUUUGUGAAGUGCGCAUUCACUGCCAGAAAGCUAAACAUUCAUGUGGACUGCGUGGUUCCUAACGACGGGUUUGUCUCUCAGAUAUCAGAUGUUCUGAAGCGCCCUGCCUUCUGUAUUUCGUCGGAGGAAUCUCUUUUUGAGUACUUGCUGGGGAUCCUUUCGCUGGACUUUGGAAAAAUAAGCAGAAAAACAUCGCAGAGGUUCUGCAUAUGCCACAGCCAAGAGAUAAAAACAGGAUAUUUGUGCCCCAUCUGUCUUGGGCUGUACUGUAAGUUUGUUCCGCUCUGCAAGAACUGCAAGACGAGAUUUAUUUUCUAG